Messenger RNA from Harmonia axyridis, 6897 nucleotides. RefSeq names its product dedicator of cytokinesis protein 3 (gene spg). The coding region runs from base 136 to 6015 and encodes 1959 amino acids. The transcript has 26 exons. Gene Ontology annotation, cellular component: plasma membrane; cytoplasm. NCBI's taxonomy places the organism in Eukaryota, Metazoa, Arthropoda, Insecta, Coleoptera, Coccinellidae. Gene Ontology annotation, biological process: small GTPase-mediated signal transduction. Gene Ontology annotation, molecular function: guanyl-nucleotide exchange factor activity; small GTPase binding. The record is from RefSeq and is a predicted model, not a curated record.
CCCUACUAUCAUUUUGACAUACCAAAAUUCAACAAACAAUGGCUCUCGAACAGAUGAAGGAGCUAUUGAUUUGAAGUCGAACGAUGUUGCUAGUGUUUUCGAAAAUGUGAUAAGUUCUGUGAAAUUGCCAAAAAAAUGUGGUUAGCUACGAAAACGAAAAAAUACGGCGUUGCCAUAUAUAAUUGGAAAGGUGAAACUCGACUGGGUCUGUCACUAGAAAUAGGAGAAACAGUGCAGAUACUUGAGGAAUAUCCAGGUUGGUACAGAGGGUUCACCACAAAGAACAGAUCAGUCAAAGGCAUCUUCCCACAAUCGUACAUCUACUUAAAGAAUUGCAAAGUCGAUAAUGAAGGUCUCUUCGAAAGUGUAGUACCGAUAGAGGAUCCUGUCAUUAGAGAGGUUACUUUGGUCCUUCGAGAAUGGGGGGAUAUAUGGAAGAAAUUGUUUGUGAACAAAGAGAACUACAAGUUCGAAACAGUUGGAAAGGUUAUGAGAGACCUUUUAGAAUGGCGGAGGCAGUUAGUUUCUGGGACUCUAACUCAUGAUCAAACAAACGAGCUGAAACUGAAGAUUAUAGGAAAAAUCGAUUGGGGGAACAGAAAACUGGGAUUGGACUUGGUACCAAGACAAGGAGCUGAAAUGGUAAAUUCUGAUUCGAUGUCUGUAGUAGAGCUUUAUCAUGUACAUGUUUCAAGCGCAGAAAAUACUACGGCCAGGGGAACACUCAAGAAGAAGGAAACCAAGAAAGUCCUGACCCAUCAUCUGUACUUCUGUAUGCGUGACUUUGGGCAUCACAUCGGCGAAGAUACCGAAAUAUAUUUUUCUCUAUACGAUGCUGCCAAAUGCAAAUAUAUAACAGAGAGAUUUCUGGUCAGGAUAUCCAAAGAGGGUUUUUCCAAUUAUGUAGAGAAAUUGCACAGUAACUGCACAUUCUUCACGGACUUAGGUAACUCGGACUUGAAUAGUGAUAUUUUUAUAAUUGCUCAUAUAAUAAGAAUCGGAAAAAUGAUUUACUCCGAUACCUCGAAAAAGACUGAAAAAUACGCUACUUUACAACAGCAGGUGUACAAAAGACCCUACGGUGUUGGCGUGCAACCUCUAGGUAAAUUUUUGGCCAGUAAAGACAAGGAUUCAGACGAAAAGGAAUUCAACAUGAAGGUUUUUCAAGGGGAAGAAAAAGACUUUCACCAGUUACACGAAUUCAUAAUAAAGCAAAUAGGAAAAUUUAACGCUCUCACUUGUCCUCCAAAUUAUGGGAUAAUGAUAUCUCUCAAAAUACUGCAUGGCGAACUGAGACAAAUCAAGGAAGACAAUCAGUUGUUGUUCAAGAAUGUCAGUUUGACGAAAAAAUUAGGUUUUCCUGAUGUAAUCAUGCCGGGAGAUGUCAGAAAUGACCUAUACAUUUCUUUGGAAAGGGGAGAUUUUGAAAGAGGUGGGAAGUCCACUGGCAAGAAUAUAGAAGUUACAGUUGUGGUGCUGGACAGUGAAAAGAAUAGGAUACAGGAUUGCUUAUGGGGAGCCUCUGGAAUGGAAGGAUCUUCUGUUUACAAUUCCAUGAUAAUAUACCAUCACAACUCUCCAGCUUGGGCAGAAUUAGCAAGAUUAACACUGCCAAUCGAUAAAUUCGCAGGAGCUCAUGUCCGAUUCGAAUUCAGACAUUGUUCAACGAGAGAAAAAAAUGAUAAAAAACUGUUUGGAUUCUCGUUUAUCCGAUUAAUGGAUAAAGAUGGCGCAGCUAUACAAGAUGGUUCUCACGAAUUGUACAUAUAUAAAUGUGAAGAUCCCCAAAAACUGGAGAACUGCGGAUACUUGUCCCUUCCAGCUUUCGGCAAAGACUACGAAGGCAAUCAUGAAGCUAGCGGGCAAUUUUCUCGAAGUCAUAAGGAAGCUGUAUUCGUCAAAACUCUGUUAUGCUCUACGAAACUUACUCAGAAUGUUGAUCUCUUGGCUCUCUUAAGAUGGAAGUCUCACCCAGAAAAGAUACAAGACUCCUUGCAAAGAGUUUUGAAACUGGGCGAUGAAGAAUUGGUUAAAUUUUUGCAAGACGUCCUUGAUGCUCUAUUUGCUCUGUUUUCAACGGAAGAUGGAAAUUCAACCCAAUAUAGUGGAUUGGUUUUUCACGUACUUGUUUCGAUUUUCAUCUUGUUGGACGAGUCUAAAUUUCAACACUUUAAGCCUGUUUUGGACGCUUAUAUCAAGAAUCACUUUUCUGCAGCUUUGGUUUAUAAGGGAUUGCUCACAAGUGUUCAACAUUGCGCUGAUUGGAUCUUAUCCUUUGAGAAACAGGAACCUAUUCAGAAGUGCUACAAAAGUUUGGAGUAUAUUUUCAAACUUAUCAUACAAAGCAGAUUACUUUUUUCAAGAGCUACUUGUGGACAGUUUGAAGACAGCUUCAAAAGAGACUUGUAUGCUGUUUUCAAUUCCUUGAAUAAAAUGUUGGUCAUGACUGAUCCAAAUAUCACCAAUACCCAGGUUGCCUUACUGCUAUCGAUUAGUUCAGUUUAUGAACAACUGGUGGAUGUAUUACCAAUAUUAGAAGUUUCAAAAAUAGCUGCUACCAUGUUAGACACAAUCCCUAAAGAGUUACCUCUACUAUUAGUCCAAGCAAAAUUAGUUUGUAUAAAAAAUUUAGUAUCCAGUAAACUAUUUCAAGAUGAUGAAUCCAGAAGUUUACUAUUAGGCUGUGCUUGUAAACACUUAAGGUUCCAUAUUAUACAUAGAGAUGAAUUAACGUUAUGCACUGAAGUGUUGUCAGAAAUACUAGGUUAUCUUUUUAGACAGCGUAAGCUUUGCGAUGAACAGGGAAAGAUAAAUAAUUGUAUACAUCAUGAUGUUGAUACUUUAUGUAUUAGCAUACUGGAAGUGUUGCUUCAAACAGUUUUGAUGUUGCUUGAUAAAGAUACAAAGAUAAUUGGUUGUUUGGUUGCUUGCAUGCUCGGCAUAUUACAGUUAUUGGAUGAGUACCAUUACAAACGGUUAUGGGAAGUUCUAAUGGGCCCUAGUUAUGAUCGUAAGCUAUUGAAAGACUUUCUGUUGAGAGUGUUUCUAGUGUUUCGUAAUUUGGUCGUUCAGGAGGUUUAUUCGAAAGAUUGGCUAGUAAUCAAAAUGGUUAUGAGCAACAUCAUUUUGAAAUCUCUCCAAGAGCUUGCACAACCUUUGGCUUUCAAGUUUUUGGAUACACAUUCAGGUUACAUUGAUAAAGAGCUCUGGACAAACUACUUUAAUUUAGCAGUUCAUUAUUUAACACAAGAAUCCCUUCAGCUGGAACAGUUUUCUGAUGUAAAAAGAGAAAAAAUUAUAGAAAAAUACGGGGAUAUGAGGGUAUUGAUGGGAUUCCAAAUUUUGUCUAUGUGGUCACAAUUAGGGGAGUGCAAAUUAGCAUUCAUCCCAUCAAUGGUUGGACCGUUUUUGGAAGUGACUCUAGUGCCAGAAAUUGAACUUCGCAAGGCCACCCUUCACAUAUUUUUUGAUAUGAUGGAAUGCGAACAGAAAGCACGGGGUAAUUUCAGACAAGUAGAAACUGAACUUAUAGAUAAACUGGAUACACUGAUAUCGGAAAAUAAGGGAGAUGAUGAAUAUAGGAGGCUAUUCAAUACCAUGCUCCUGGGUAGAGUCCAGAGUGAAGAUCCAACUUGGAAAGAGAGUGGAGCAGCUUUUAUUACAUCAGUCAGUCGUUUAUUAGAGAGACUUCUAGAUUAUCGAAGUGUUAUUCAAGGGGAUGAAAAUAGGGAUAAAAGGAUGUCUUGCACAUUUAAUCUUCUUAAUUUCUACAAGAAUGAAUUCGAUCGAAAAGAGAUGUAUCUGAGGUAUAUAUACAAGUUGCACGAUUUACAUUUCUCUGCUGAAAAUUAUACAGAGGCGGGCUUUACCAUGAAACUUCAUGCAGAUCAACUCAGUUGGACCAACCAUACGCCAGUAACCGAUAUUAACAAUGCCAAUUUGACCGAAAGUCAAUUGAAGGAGAAACUCUACUUGCAAAUGAUUCAUUAUUUCGACAAGGGAAAGUGUUGGGAAGAAGGUAUUCCUCUAUUGAAAGAACUGGCAGCUGUUUAUGAAGAACAAUCCUUCGAUUACAAAGCUCUGAGUGACAUACUGAAAUAUCGUGCCAAAUUCUACGAUAAUAUAUUGACACAACUCCGUCCAGAACCUGAAUAUUUCAGAGUUGGUUACUAUGGUCUUAGUUUUCCACUCUUUGUUAGGAACAAGCAAUUCAUUUAUAGAGGAUUAGAAUAUGAAAGGAUCGGUGCCUUUACACAACGAUUACAAACGGAAUUCCCAGCCGCCCAAAUUUUGAUGAAGAACACACCACCUGAUGAUUCUAUAAUAAAUUCUGAUGGACAAUAUAUUCAAAUUUGCAAUGUGAAACCAAUACCAGAGCCAAAUCCUAUUAUUCAAGCGAAUGGUGUUUCAGAAAAGGUUUCUAGGUAUUAUCUUUACAAUAAUGUUAAGCGAUUCCAGUGUGAUAGACCUGUACAUAAAGGAAUGAUCGACAAAGAUAAUGAAAUUAAGAGUUUAUGGAUAGAAAGGAUGACGAUAGAAAUAGACCACCCCCUGCCUGGAAUACUAAGAUGGUUUGAAGUUAUAAAUAGGCAUACUGAAGAAAUUCCUCCAGUUAAAUUCGCAUGCGAAACGAUGCAGAAUGUAGAGAAAGAAUUGAGGCAACUGAUAAUCCUUUACUCCAAAGAACCAAAGAGAAAUUUGAAUCCUUUCACCAUGCGGUUGCAGGGUAUUAUUGACGCAAACGUGCAGGGAGGCAUCAGCAAAUACCAACAAGCGUUUUUCACCCAAGAAUUCCAGAAACUAUAUCCAGAGCACAUGACAUAUGUAUUCACUUUGAAGAAUUUGAUAUUAGAUGCCACACAAGUGAUGGAAGAAGGAUUGGACCUUCAUGGAAAGUUGGCUUCAGCCGGUGUUCAACCUUUACACCAGAGGUUAUUGGAGAGAUUCGCUCAGUUGAGGGAGAGCUUGGGACCGAUUUGCAGACCUAAACGACAGAAAUCCGAUAGUAUUGUCAAUACACCACUGCCACCAGUACCUCUUGAGAAAAGGUAUUCAGAAAAUGGUUCUCAUGUACCAUAUGGCUACUUGGGAGAUUACAGUGAACCAGAUGUGAUAUAUACGAAACCAGUGGAGAACGAUAAAGUUAUGCCCAGUAGAGAAGCUUUAGGUCUUUCAUUACCAAGCGCAAUUGGCGCGCCACCCAUUCCACAACGAGAGAAUAGACCAAAGUCUCAAGGUUUCAGUAACUUAUUCUGCGAAGUACAUACACCAACUAGGGGACCUUUUGAGUAUAACAGUUCCAGUUUGCCUUCCUUCAAAAGCAGGGAAUCUGAUUUAUGUGAUAUUCCACUACCACCAAAACCUACACAUUCGAGGGAAAGGUCCCUGACCAAACCACCAUCUCCAAGACUGUUGAGACAUAGUUCUAUGACACCUACAGACGGUAUUUCACCAUUAAGGAAUUCGUGGUCAGAUUCUGGAACGGAAGAAGCACCACCUUUGCCUCCUAGAUCUCAUACUCCUGACAAACGCGUGAAUAGCUUCUCCAGUGAUACUCCACCUCAUGUACCUAAAAGGGGAUCUAAAAAGUCCACGCCAUCAAUGUGUAGUAUGGACUAUAUGACGUUAGAUGAGAGCUCGCAAGAACCAGUCUCAAAUUCGUCUUCAAAUUGCUUAUUGACAGCUCAAACUGAUGAUUCCCACGAUUUGAGAGAUUCAGGGAUAAGUAUAUCUGAACAUGCUCAUUUAAAUAAUUUCAAUAAUAGCACUUAUGAGGAAUUCGAUUUGAGGGCACAUCAGCAGGAGAUGAAUAUUGUUCAAAGUCCGCCAAAAGACUGUGCGAAACCUAAUCCUCCUCCUAUUCCUCCCAAAUGUAGUGGUACUUCCAGUAAUAGUUCUGGCCUUCUUGACUCUGACACCAAAAGAGAUAAUUUUGGGAAUAUUUUAAGUCCAGAAAAUUAUUCUAUUCCAAAAAUGCAAACAGACGCUAAAUUGGCUAAUGUAGAAAAUUCAUGAAGAGACUGGUUAGAUUGAAGGGGCUUACGAAAUAGUGUAUAUUAACAUUUUUAUCUGAUUUUAAAAUUAAUUUUCUCUUAAUUUAAAAACUGUAAUUUUUAGAUGUUGAAUUUUUUUAUAUUCCGAAUUUAUUAAUUUUAGUUUUAAUAUGGAAUUCAUAGCACAAUUUUACUUUAAGUGAUGUAAAUAUUAGAUACUGUCAUAUUAAUUUAUGAACAAUUAAUUCAUUCUUUGAAAUUUCAGGUUUUGAAAAUUCUAUUUCUUUUGGAAUUGACAAAUCUGUUAUUGAAACUAUCAUUCAAAAACUGAAAUUUUCACUUUUAGCAUUUGGGAAUUUGUUUACAACUGAAAACAAACAGAAUGAAUUUAAGACCAUGAUUAUAUAUUAUUUGUUAAAGGAAAGGAAUUUUUGGUGAUGAUAUCAUAAAUAUAAAAAAGAGGUUGAUUGUAGUUCUAUAUGUAUAUGUUGUCAACACCAAAAAUAUUCAUGUCAAGCUUUCAGGGGCCGUCGUGUAUGUUUUGGUUAAUAUAAAGCAGCUUUAUGAAAUUAAUCAAUCUGAAUACUCAAUUUAAUUCAGGAUUUUAAUGAUGAUAAAAUGGAAAACUAUGAUUCAGUCCACUUUACAGUCGAAAUUUAGUACGAAAUAUAUUGAGAUUAUAAGCAAUUAAUAAUAAUGGCAGAUAUUUUUGAGAUUUUGUUAGUGUCCCCAAUGUUCAUGAAAUGAUUGAACGAUGAAGAUUCAAAAAAGUAGAAAUUAAUAGAAAAAUACAUAUUUUCAACACUUUUUGGCACAAGUUUGAAAUCAAUUUUAAUAUUUUUAUAAAUGGUUCAGAUGAUACGUCAUCAAAUGUAGCACAACUUAAUGAUUGGAAAAUGCAUAG